Molecule: messenger RNA, 1035 nt
Organism: Thyridium curvatum
Lineage: Eukaryota; Fungi; Ascomycota; Sordariomycetes; Thyridiales; Thyridiaceae
Exons: 2
Coding region: 1-1035 (344 amino acids)
Biological process (GO): L-methylmalonyl-CoA metabolic process
Cellular component (GO): mitochondrion
Molecular function (GO): methylmalonyl-CoA epimerase activity
Source: RefSeq, a predicted model, not a curated record
AUGCGGAUCCCUCACGUCGAGAACUACCCUUCCAAAGUUCAGCUCAGUAGGAUCUCCCACGUCUACUUUGAACAUGCGGACCUGGAGAAGUUUUCCGAGUUCGCACACGACUUUGGAUUUGUCGAGGCCGAGAGGCGUGGCGAUGUGAUCUACUUUCGUGGCUACGGCCGGGAUCCGUACUGCUACGUUGCCAAGAAGAGCGCCGAUGGGAAACCUAAAUUUGGCGGAGGAGCGUUCGUGGCAGCGUCCGAGGAGGAGUUCAAUAAGGCAGCAAAGAUACCCGGGGCAUCGCCACCCAAACCUCUCGAGGGCCCCGGAGGCGGCCAGGUCAUUACUUUUGCCCGACCCAACGGGACUUUCAUGCACGUCAUUUACGGACAGGAGGACCGGCAGGUUGACACCAAGCACAUACCGACCGAGACUCACGAUCACCAGGGGCCUUUCAACACGCCCUUUGAGAAGCCGAGGCUAGCGAGACAAAAAGGCCAGUUCCAGCGCUACCACCCGGGCCCGGCCCUCAUCCACAAGGUCGGCCACUACGGCUACGUCUGCAAGGAGUUUGACGCCGAGUUCGACUUUUACACGUCCAACUUCAACCUUGUGCCCUCGGACGUCCUCUACCACCCGCAGAUCCACGACAUGGACGUGCUGGCCUUCAUCCGCCUCGACCUGGGCAAGGAGUACUCGGACCACCACACCUUCUUCAUGCAGCGCGCGCCGCCCGAGGUCGAGCAGACGUACGUGCACCACACGUCGUACGAGAUCAGCGACUUUGACACGCAGCUCCUCGGGCACGAGUGGCUGGCCAAGAAGGGGUGGCGCGCCGUCUGGGGCGUCGGGAGGCACGUCUUGGGCAGCCAGAUCUUUGACUACUGGGCGGACCCGAGCGGCUUCAAGAUUGAGCACUAUGCCGACGGCGACGUGGUCAACGUGGACAUCAAGACGAGGCGGGAUGUGGCCGGUCCCAUCUCGGUCUGGGGUCCGGAGCUGCCCAAGGAUUUUGGGGAUGACUUGACCAAGGAGCAGCGGCAGUAG